AAAAGAGGUCAAACCAGUGAAAGAAGUUAAACCAGCAAAAGAGGACCAAGCAACACAAGAAAAAGUCGCGACAAACAAAAACAAGUCACUUCCCUUUGAAGGUGAAAUCAGAACAAAGCAACGCAAUUUACGUCGUCGAGAACUCAAGAGAAAGCGCAGAGCAGCAGAAGCAUCCAAGGCCACCACUGCCGUUACCCCAAUGGAAACCUUGGCAAAGAAACCCAAGGCGGAUCAUGAAUCUCAGGUUCAAAACCUCGAUAUUUCUCAUGCAGAGCCUCUUCAACUGAUCAAGAAGAACAAGAACAAGAAAAAGAACCAUAUGAAGCAAAUGGAGCAACGAUCCCAUAUGCAUUAUGCUCAGGAUACUGUGGAUGCGGUGGUGGUCGAUCAACCCAUGUUGGUAGAAAAGGAAGAAACACCAGCAGCACCAGCACCAGCAGCACCAGCACCAGCAGCAACAGCACUAGCAGCAACAGCACCAUUGCAAGUGGUAGACACCAAACCUGUGUCAAAGAACCCCUAUGGACGCGCAUUUAUUACGCAUCAGGAAUCUGAGCGCAAUCACAAACCACGCAAUACGCCUGGAAAGAAGCCCAUGAGAGAAUAUCCUGUUCACCGCAUGCCUACCUUGUUUUAUGCUGAUCAGGGUUUAACUGAGGAUGAAAUGGCACAGCACCAGCAGCAGUUCAAUGCCCCGGAGGCAACUACAUGUGAUGAACAACAACAAGAGGAAUCCGCACAUCACGAAGAAGAUGAUGCUAUGAAUCAUGAGAAUGCCACCUACUACCAACAACAAACACAAGAGCCAGAGAAACCCAUUAAUUAUGAACAAGAUUACCCUGAGGUUAACUUUGAAAAUAUACCACCGGUUGGUACUAAACUGGCAAUCAAGACUUUGGAAUUGACUGCAGCUUACACGCCAGAGAUCUCCGAUUGGAAACAAGUCAUUUUGAAAGACAUCAAUUCGGAAGCAGGUCAAGUAACAUUUGAGUUUUUACCUGGAUUUGGAAAGGCAACUACAAAGGGAGGUAAAUUCGAAAAUAAAAAGAAGAAGCGAUACGACGAUUGGUAUGAAGAAGUAGAGGAAGAGGAAGAAGAGGAAGAAGAAGAGCGUGAAGCUACGUUUGAAAUGACGGAUAUUUUCGCAAUGAGAAAUAUGGCAUAAAAAAAAAAAU
Messenger RNA from Mucor mucedo, 1175 nucleotides. RefSeq lists its product as uncharacterized. The record is from RefSeq and is a predicted model, not a curated record. The transcript has 2 exons. NCBI's taxonomy places the organism in Eukaryota, Fungi, Mucoromycota, Mucoromycetes, Mucorales, Mucoraceae. Bases 200 to 1165 code for a protein of 321 amino acids.